UCCUAAUGAUCUAUAGCUCAGUUGUCAAUGAUGUGUAUAGUUCUGACGUGUGUGUGUGUGUCUACAGUAUACACCUGGCUUGCUGGCAGGACAUAGAGAAUUACAGGAGAAUCCCCAUAAAGACAAGGCCCAGAGAGAGGACAAGUCCAGACUCAUUAAGGACAAAUACCUCAAUAGGAAAUACUUCUUUGGGCCUGACAGUCCUGCCACCAGACAACAACAGGAGGAGGUGAUGCGUCUGGCUGGUGGCUGGGGGAGACUGCUCCAUGACCGUCUGUGUGCUCCUGUCCUGGUGGACAUUCAGAGCAUCAUCAGGAGCCACAUAGAAACAAGAUGGCUGCCUGUCUUCCUGACGACGCCGGAGUUCAAUGAGAGACAGCAGCAGAGAGUCAGGCCUCGGGGUGAAGACCGGGUGUCCGACCAUGUCUACCAGCGACACAGGAACAAGAGAGAGGUGUGGAAGCAGGUCAAGGGGACGUGGAUGACCUCUGCAGGGGAGAUCCUGGCUGUCCGGAGUGCCCUGCUCAACCCCGUCACGUGUCAUCAGUUCCGGCGCUUCGUCUCGCUGAAGGGAGACUUCCUGGAGAAUGACAUCCUGUUCUGGCUGGAGGUCCAGAGGUAUAAGGAUCUGUGUCAUUCCCACUGUGUGGAGGCUGUAGUCCAGGACAAGGUGUCCACCAUCAUCAGCUGUUUCAUCCAGUCCUCCGUCCCCCCAGCUCUGCAGAUAGACAUCCCCCCAGAGCAGGCAACACACAUCCUGGAGAGGAGGAGGGAGAUGGGGCCCUACGUCUUCAGAGAGGCUCAGAUGUGUGUGUUCAGUGAGCUACUGAAGCUGUGGCCAGAGUUCCUGUCGUUCAGCAGCGGUGUGCAGGAGGAGGAGGUGUUGCCGCUGAACAAACAGAGUGCUAAACUGCAGCGUCGCAGGAGGAGAGAGGAGGAAAAGGAAGUUGAGAGGAGAGCCCAGGAGGAAGUGGAGAGGUUUCCAGAGGAGCAUGAGGAGAAACACAAAGGACUACAGGAGAGCAGAGAGCUGCUUUACCCAAGUCAACAGUUGUCUUGGUCCUACUCUAAAUACAUGGUCGCCCUGGAGAGAGAGGAGGUGCUGCUGAGGAGACAGGAAGUCACCUCCUCCACUGGGACAGACUCGUCCUCUGCCCACAGUCUGAGGUCAAAGAGCAGCAGACACUCCCGACAGAGCCAACACCAGACCCAGCAGAGGACAGAGCCAACACCAGGACAGAGCCAACACCAGACUCUGCAGAGGACAGAGCCAACACCAGGACAGAGCCAACACCAGACCCUGCAGAGGACAGAGCCAACACCAGGACAGAGCCAACACCAGACCCAGCAGAGCUCUAUCGUCUCCCCCAGGACAGAGCCAACACCAGGCCCAGCAGAGCUCUAUCGUCUCCCCCAGGACAGAGCCAACACCAGACCCAGCAGAGUUCUAACGUCUCCCCCAGGACAGAGCCAACACCAGGCCCAGCAGAGUUCUAACGUCUCCCCCAGGACAGAGCCAACAAACCCAGCAGAGUUCUAACGUCUCCCCCAGGACAGAGCCAACACCAGGCCCAGCUGAGCUCUAUCAUCUCCCCCAGGACAGAGCCAACACCAGGCCCAGCAGAGCUCUAUCGUCUCCCCCAGGACAGAGCCAACACCAGGACAGAGCCAACACCAGGCCCAGCAGAGCUCUAUCGUCUCCCCCAGGACAGAGCCAACACCAGACCCAGCAGAGCUCUAUCGUCUCCCCCAGGACAGAGCCAACACGAGGCCCAGCAGAGCUCUAUCGUCUCCCCCAGGACAGAGCCAACACCAGGCCCAGCAGAGCUCUAUCGUCUCCCCCAGGACAGAGCCAACACCAGGCCCAGCUGAGCUCUAACGUCUCCCCCAGGACAGAGCCAACACCAGGCCCAGCAGAGCUCUAUCGUCUCCCCCAGGACAGAGCCAACACCAGGCCCAGCAGAGCUCUAUCGUCUCCCCCAGGACAGAGCCAACACCAGACCCAGCAGAGCUCUAUCGUCUCCCCCAGGACAGAGCCAACACGAGGCCCAGCAGAGCUCUAUCGUCUCCCCCAGGACAGAGCCAACACCAGGCCCAGCUGAGCUCUAUCGUCUCCCCCAGGACAGACAAUGGGCUCGUUUGAGUGGAAAUCCUGAAGCAAACCGACUGCAGACGAUCGUGGAGAAAUGAAUUCUGGGAAGGUGCAUCUGUUUCAGCGUUAAGUCUGAUACUCAUGUUACUUUCCAACAUGGCAGUGUUGACAUUUUUCAGAAAAGUUGAUUGUUUGUAAUGUGGAAAUAAAUG
Oncorhynchus gorbuscha (pink salmon) is the source of this 2304-nucleotide messenger RNA. Its product is annotated as regulator of G-protein signaling 22-like. The transcript has 8 exons. The coding region runs from base 233 to 1540 and encodes 435 amino acids. The record is from RefSeq and is a predicted model, not a curated record. Gene Ontology annotation, biological process: regulation of signal transduction. NCBI's taxonomy places the organism in Eukaryota, Metazoa, Chordata, Actinopteri, Salmoniformes, Salmonidae. Gene Ontology annotation, molecular function: G-protein alpha-subunit binding.